UGCACUCCAUACAGCCAGCCAUGCAGAGGAGGAUACAACACCGAUCAUUCCACUGACUGACUCUGUAGUCUACAUCACACAACUGUGUAGUGUGGUCCCUGGCUUGGAUCUGGACCAGCUACAACAACUAACAAGACAACUGGUGGUGGAUAGGGAUGGGUUCCAAACUGAGACUUGAGAGGACUUCUCAUUCAGUCCUACUGAUGGGAAGCGGUAAUCUUUCUGGAUUGAUGGUCUGCCUCCCAACCGUCUGAUUGACGACAGGACAGGAAGACAUGUUGUGAAGAGAGACAGAAGACAGACAGUCUAGUUGGAAGACAUAAAGGAGGAUCAUCAGCCUGUGUGUCCUGCAGCCAUGCUGUGGUACCUCCUGCCCUGCCAGCCCAGCUGCCACAUGAUCUGGCUGGUUCUGGCUGCCCUUCUCCUGCUGCUGACAGGCUGUGUGUCUGUGUCUCUGGAAGAGCUGCCCAAAGGCUCAGGGGACAUAGCUGGCAGCGGCUCCAUGAGCGCCAGCACUAACACUAACGCUCGCCAGUACAACUCUAUCCAGCACGGAUCCUGCACCUAUACCUUCCUGUUGCCAGAGAACGCUGGGGGGAACAGGCCGUGCUGGACGGAGGGGGAGGGGGUCGGCGGCUCCAGCACCAGCCAGGGACAGGGCCAGUACCAGGGGAACACUCUACAAGGAGAUGCCCCCCUGAUAAAGCCCAACAUCCCAGGACCGGCCCCGGCUCUGGGCAGCCAGAGGAUCCAACACCUGGAGCACGUCAUGGACAACUACACACAGUGGCUUCAGAAGAUUGAGAGCUAUGUGAAGGACAGUCUGAAGGUGCAGAUGGCUCAGCUGCAGCAAAGUGCUGUCCACAACCACACAGCCGCCAUCUUGGAUCUAGGCACCAACCUCCUGACCCAGACUGCCCAGCACACACGGAAACUGACAGAUGUAGAGACCCAGGUGUUGAAUCAGACCUCGAGGCUGGAGAUUCAGCUCCUGGAGAACUCUCUGUCCACCAACAAACUGGAGACCCAGCUCCUCCACCAAUCUACAGAGAUCAGCAAGCUGCACGACAAGAAUUGGCUCUUGGAGCAGAAGAUGCAGGAGCUGGAGUCUGGGCACCAUGAGGAGCUGGUUACCUUACAGAAGGAGAGGUCCAGCCUGCAGCAGCUGGUAGCCAGACAGAGCAGUGUGAUCACAGAGCUACACACCCAUCUGGACCAGGCCACUGGCAACAACAGUAUCCUGCUUAGUCAACAACAGCAGCUCACUGACACCGUCAACAGUCUGAUGAAACUCUGCUCUAAGGACAGAGGGUCUGGAGCAGUGGUCCCAAACAGCAACCUUGCCUUUAAGCAGAGAGAUUCAUCUCAUGAGGAGAGAAAGUAUCGGGACUGCUCUGAAAUCUUUCAAGCUGGCUUCAACAACAGUGGAGUCUAUACUAUUCACAUCAACACACAGGAGACCAAAAGGGUUUACUGUAACAUGGAGGCAGCAGGGGGAGGAUGGUCCGUCAUUCAGAGGAGAAAAGACGGGACCAUGGACUUCCAGAGAACGUGGAAGGAGUACAAGAUGGGCUUUGGGAGUCUGUUUGGAGAGCACUGGCUGGGGAAUGAGUUUGUGUUCCUGCUGACCAGUCAGAGGCCCUAUAACCUGAGGGUGGAACUGAUCGACUGGGACGGACAGCAGGCCUUCUCCCACUACGACCGCUUCUACAUCGGCAGCGAGAAGCAGAAUUACAGGCUGUUCCUGAAGAGUCAUAGUGGAACGGCAGGCAGACAGAGCAGCCUGGUCAUCAACGGAGCAGACUUCAGUACCAAGGAUAUGGACAAUGACAACUGCAUCUGCAAAUGUGCUCUCAUGCUCACCGGGGGUUGGUGGUUCGAUGCCUGUGGACCAUCGAACCUGAACGGGAUGUACUACAAUCAUGGUCAGAACAUGGGUAAACUGAAUGGGAUCAGGUGGCACUACUUCAAAGGGUCGAGUUACUCUCUCCGUGCUACCGCCAUGAUGAUACGACCAGCAGACUUCUGAGAGGACCUUUCGGUGACUGUCGUUGGGUACAUUGUCCAGAGCCAUAUUGGCAUCAUUAGCCAUGUUUCCAUCCAACUGUUUUUAUGGGAUAAAGUACUGGCCUGUUGCAUAAAAAAACUCAUAACAGGUGUGACGGAAACACAAAAUACAAGGUGGGAUAAUUGUUUGUACUUUGACUUGAGAAAAAGGAGCAACAUAAUCUUGCUUUCUAUGAGGAACUUGGAUUCUGACAUUCUGGUGCUUACAUGUCCUCUUGAAAGACAUUGAUUGUUUGAGACAGUAUGCUUCAGCACCAGCUCUGCUAUGAAUCAAACUGUAGAAGUGGGUCACAUGAAGAGGAUAUGAACGGAAGACUUGGUGCUUUUGAAAGACUUUCAUUUCUCGUUUCAUUAGUCUCUCUUUCAUUUCUCUUUUCAUUAGUCUCUUUUCAUUUCUCUCUUUUCAUUUGUCUCUGCUGUGCAUUGUUCUUGUAUGGGUAAGGUGGUCCUCUGUAGCUCAGCUGGUAGAGCACGGCGCUUGUAACGCCAAGGUAGUGGGUUCGAUCCC
Molecule: messenger RNA, 2575 nt
Organism: Coregonus clupeaformis (lake whitefish)
Lineage: Eukaryota; Metazoa; Chordata; Actinopteri; Salmoniformes; Salmonidae
Product: angiopoietin-1
Exons: 9
Coding region: 356-2029 (557 amino acids)
Biological process (GO): Tie signaling pathway; angiogenesis
Molecular function (GO): receptor tyrosine kinase binding
Source: RefSeq, a predicted model, not a curated record